Molecule: messenger RNA, 1077 nt
Organism: Peromyscus californicus insignis
Lineage: Eukaryota; Metazoa; Chordata; Mammalia; Rodentia; Cricetidae
Gene: Tmem42
Product: transmembrane protein 42
Exons: 3
Coding region: 37-510 (157 amino acids)
Source: RefSeq, a predicted model, not a curated record
GGCUCCGCCCGGCUCGCGGCGCGCGCGGCGGGGCUCAUGGCGGCCGGGCCGCAGUCCCCGGGGGCCGCCGUGUCGGCAGCCGCUUACCCCGACUCACCCGUGGAGCUCCCCGCCCGCCUGCACGCCGGCGCGAUGCGGCGCCGCUUCUGGGGCGUGUUCAACUGCCUGUGCGCCGGCGGGUUCGGGGCCCUGGCCGCCGCCGCCGCCAAGCUGGCCUUCGGCAGCCAGGUGAAUAUUGGCUUAUGUGUCUUAGGCAUUAUUGCCAUGGCAAGCACCAAUUCUCUGAUGUGGACCUUCUUUAGCCGGGGCCUCAGUUUCUCUAUGUCUUCAGCCAUUGCAUCUGUCACAGUGACUUUUUCGAACAUACUCAGUUCGGCCAUCUUAGGCUACGUGCUGUAUGGAGAGUGCCAGGAGGUCUUGUGGUGGGGAGGGGUGUUCCUCAUCCUCUGUGGGCUCACCCUGAUCCACAGGAACUUCCCACCCACCUGGAAGUCAAGCAAGCAGCAGUGACACCAGUUGGUGGAUAGACUACGGUAAAGAUGACCAUCAUGACACCAGUUGGUGGAUAGACCACGGUAAAGAUGACCAUCAUGACACCAGUUGGUGGAUAGACCACUGUAAAGAUGACCAUCAUGCCCAGCCAUGGGUUGGCAAGUAGGACUGCUUCGGGGUGACCUGGGAGUGCAGCUUUUGACUGUCAGCCACAAGGAGAUGCCAGACCAACUACAGGCCUCUGACCACCUCGCAGCCUGGAGGGUUGAAGCAUUAGCUCAUGUAAGAGGAGGACAACCACCACAGCAUGAGGCCCAAGUCCUUCAGCGUUGGUACAGUGCUUUGAUUCUUGUGCUCCGGGGCUACCUCAGUGAGUCCUGGAAGACUCUGUGAUCUUGCCCAGCAACAUGGCAAGUGCCUGAGAAAUGUUGUGAUUAUGAUCCUCCUACCUGACCAUGACCCUUCAUUUACCCCAGAGUCGGCAGCUGGAGGGCUUCCUAAAGAAAAAAAAACAGUCUGUCACACCCAUGAAUCCAUAGCAAAAGAAGGAAAUUUGGGCUAAUAAAUACUUAUUUGUAAGUUAAA